CGCCCCUCCUCGCCCCGUCCCUGAAGGGUGCCGGCGCUUCUCCCCCUACCCGCCGGAAGUGUGAUGUGGCCGUGAGUGCGUCGCCAUGUCUGCCAUCUUCAACUUCCAGAGUCUUCUGACUGUAAUCUUGCUGCUCAUAUGUACCUGUGCCUAUAUCAGAUCCUUGGCUCCCAGCUUACUGGACAAGAAUAAAACUGGACUAUUGGGAAUAUUCUGGAAAUGCGCCAGGAUUGGUGAACGAAAGAGCCCCUACGUAGCUGUGUGCUGUGUGGUGAUGGCCUUCAGCAUUCUGUUUGUACAGUAGCAACUGGAGGUUGUCCCUUAUACCGUGCUACCAAACAGCAAAGCAUGGAAGAAAUUACAGCAGGAAAAAAUUCAGAAGCAUCAUCAGCUCUCCUCCCACAUGCUGGAUAGCCAGUCUCUUGGUGAUCAUAAUGUAACUAAAUCCAGAAUCAUACGUAGAUAAUAAUGUCACAUCAGUACUGAAACUGCUGAUGUAACUGUUAAAAAGAUGUCUGUUGUGUUUUUGAGUUCCACAAGAAUAUAUUUUGUAACAUGCAAUUGAAAAGGUUUUUAAUGUUUUUGUUUGAUAGGCCUGUUUAAUUAAAUUUAACAAUUAUAUAUCUGGCAAUAGAACCACUCUUGUAAGAAUGAAGAACAUUACAGAAUAUGUUUACUGAGUAUUUUCAGCUCUUAAUAUCUGAACAGUUCCUGUGAUAUUGCGAUAGGUAUGAUCACAUGUUUAAAAUAGAUCUCUUAAAUGUCUAAGUCACAUUCAGCUUUCAUUUUCUAAUCUUGUAGUUUCUUAAUCUAUCAAUAUUUCUGUUGUUAAGAUAAAAUAUAAAUAAGGAUGGGGAUCAUAAAUGUAGUGAAGUCUGACUUAUCUGCUGAGGAUACACAAAUGUAGGAUUUGAAAGCCAGGACUAUUCUGUGUGUGUGUAUGUGUACCUUUACAGAUCAAGCUCACAAGUGAAUCAUUCCCUGAUAUUUUUUCUUUUCAAAAAGAUUCUAGUGGCUCUACUACUGUUCCUAAGGCAUUUAAUACAAGGCUGUUAAGUCAGCUGAGGGAAUAGUUAGCUUCUCAGUAGUCCAGAGAUAGGAAAGUUGUAUGUCCUAAUUUUCUAAAGGUUUAAGAGAAAAGAAAAAAAAAAAAAAAAAAAAAAGAAAAAAAAAUUUACACU
Messenger RNA from Lagopus muta (rock ptarmigan), 1181 nucleotides. RefSeq names its product transmembrane protein 167A (gene TMEM167A). The transcript is spliced from 4 exons. Lineage: Eukaryota; Metazoa; Chordata; Aves; Galliformes; Phasianidae. Gene Ontology annotation, biological process: protein secretion; intracellular transport. Bases 86 to 304 code for a protein of 72 amino acids. The record is from RefSeq and is a predicted model, not a curated record.